AUGGCGGUUGGCGUUUUGGGAGCUCCCGUUGAGUCUGGUCUUGACGCACGCGGUCUUGUGCGACACGAUAGCCUCAACCCCAUCCGAACACGUCUUCAAGGAGGUGCCAUUGGCAGGGCCAUUCAGAUGUUCACCCCUUCGCUCCAUAUCGCCCAUGGCUGCCAGCCUUACACUGCUGUAGACGAUUUUGGAAACUACAGCGGCGGUCUCCAAGACUCUGGAAACGUGGGUGCUGGCUGCAGAGACACCAACAAAGGCCAGAUCUAUGCCCGAGCGGCCUGGCACGGAGGCAGAUUCGGCAUCAUGUACGCCUACUACUUCCCUAAGGACCAGCCCGUCUCCGGCAACGUUGCUGGUGGCCACCGUCACGACUGGGAGUCUGUUGUUGUCUGGAUCGACAACCCAGCCAACGCAAACCCUCGCCUCCUCGGCGCUGCCGCCUCAGGUCACGGCCAGUUCAAGAAGUCCACCAACCCACAGAGGAACGGAAACAACGUCAAGGUGGAAUACUACCACGUUCUCCCCAGGAACCAAGAAUUUCAGUUCACGAACACCAAUGGACGCUCUUACUGGAUCAACGACUGGGAUGCCAUGCCUUCCCUCGCGAGGAAAACCCUGGAGGAGACUAGCUUUGGAAGCGCAAACGUCCCGUUCAAGAACGCGAACUUUGGCCGCAACCUGGGCUUGGCUGCUCUCUAA
Molecule: messenger RNA, 699 nt
Organism: Dothidotthia symphoricarpi CBS 119687
Lineage: Eukaryota; Fungi; Ascomycota; Dothideomycetes; Pleosporales; Dothidotthiaceae
Product: necrosis-and ethylene-inducing protein-like protein 1 precursor
Exons: 2
Coding region: 1-699 (232 amino acids)
Source: RefSeq, a predicted model, not a curated record